AUGCUUGGAAGUAUAAGGCAUGAGCUAUGGAUGUACAUCUUCUAUGCAAUUAUUUUAGCUUUACAAACGACGGAAAGUGCGAUACUCGACUCGCGUUGCUACCUCGAGGGUGGCGGCUCGGCAGAGAGCUUUCUGGCAACAGAAGACCUCGCAGUCGGCUCUGUUAUUGGCAAGUUGCGUAUUAACGGUAAUGCCAACGAUAACGGCGAUAUCCAUUUGUCACUGCGCGAGAAAGAUUCGCCCGUGGAGAUCAAUUUGGCCACAAAGGAGUUGGUGCUAUCAGUUGAGCUCGACAAGGAAGGCUUACGGGGGCCGUCGUCGAUUUAUGUGAAUGUUAUAUGCACGAGAAGACAUUCAACGGAUCCGAGUUUCGUCAUCCCCGUGAAUGUGCGCGUUACAGACGUUAAUGACAAUGCGCCACAAUGGAUUGGAACACCCUACACUCUUACUUUGUCGGAGGUAACGGUGCCGGGCACACGAAUAUUACAGGGUGCACAUGCGGAGGAUGCGGAUCAGCCGGGGCCCUUCUCUACUGUUGAGUAUCAAGUAUUGCCGGGUCCGUAUGCCGAAUAUGUACAGUUCCUUAAUCCCCUGGAGGGCACUCUUGUGCUAAAGAAACCCCUCGAUUACGAGACUAUGAAGAACUUUACGGUGAAUUUGCGAGUGCAAGAUCAGGGUGUGCCUCCGCGAUACUCCGAUACGCUGCUGCGCGUGGUCAUAACCGAUGCUGAUGACCAGAAUCCCAGAUUUCAGCGCGAGAGCUACAGCGGUGAACUGCCCUUAGAUGGGCGGCCCGGAGAACUGCGAAUACGGCCAGAGCCUAUUAAGGCCGUUGAUCAAGAUGAGGGUAUUUGUGCGCCCAUACAGUACACAAUUGUUCAGUCGCAGGAUGCAAAAUAUUUUCGCAUCCAUCCACACAACGGUGUCAUCACACUCCUAACCCCAAUAGGCUAUACGGAUCUUAACCACGGCGCCACGUUGGUGGUGAAGGCAACUCAGAUCGAUAACCCGGACCGCUAUGCAUUAGCUACUGUCCAGUUAACCCGACCGGGCACUCAUAGCGACAUGAGCGCCCUUUCUUUUGUCCAAAAGCGAUUUGUUAUGCGGAUUCGGGAGGACACAGCCGUGGGAAAUCGUAUACUGGCCUUGCCUACAAACAAGCCGGGAAAGCAUUUAAAAUACAUCAUACCGGAUCCGGUCAAUUCACAAUUUUUUAAUGUGGGCUCACUGGGAGAAGUGGUGCUUGCGAAGCCUCUGGACUAUGAGAAGAUGACAAAGCACGAGUUCCAAGUUAUGGCUACUGAUGGUAUGUCCAACAGCACGGCAGAGCUCACGUUGGAGGUGAUCGAUGUGAAUGACUGGGAGCCGCGCUUUCGGGAAACCCACUAUGAAUUCGUAGUACCCAAGAAGUUGGUACAGUCGCCUACGGAUACCUUUGAGGGCGUCAUGAUCGGCAAAGUGGAGGCGGCCGAUGGCGAUCGAAAUGACAAAUUGGAGCUGUCGUUGAGGGGCCAACACGCUGGAAUAUUCGAAAUCGACGCAAUGGGUAACAUCUACAUGAGGGCGGAGCAGUUGCAGAACCUUAACGAGUCCACAGUCCACUUGAUUGCCAUUGCCACGGAUACUGGAGUGCCUCCGCGCAGCACGUCUGUUCCUGUUACCGUUACUAUGGAAGGUUUGACAUUAGCGCAAUCAUCGUGGAUGUGGAACAAGAGCAUGCUUGGUAUGUUCGGCAUGAUCGUUGGCCUCUUUCUGAUGAUUAUUGUUGCACUAAGCUGCUACAUUGUGCGCACCAAGAAGCAGCGCAAGACCAGCCCCGCAGUUGGCCGGAAUCGGGUGCACAGCCAAGUCUCUUCGGCCAAUCUGAUGACGCAUGAGAAGUUGUCCGGAAACGGCGUCACAGUUAGCAGCGGAGGAGUUUCUGUUCUUCACAUGAAGCACGGCGGCAACGUUACUAUGUCCAGUCCCAUGAACAAUGGACUCCAUCAUGUGGCCUCUGGAGCGAGUAGCAGUAUGACGUUGGGGGAACGCGAUCGCCAACGGGAGAGCUACGCGGCGACUGUACGCAGCAUUGUUUCACGUGCUUCCGCAAAUGGACAACUCUUUGAGGAGGACGAAAUCGAGCAUGAUUCGCUUUCCCAACAGGGACAGAUAACGCCGGAAAAUAACAAUAAGAAGGCAUCCGCAUGGCAGGCGCAAGCCGAUUGUGGUCCUGCUGUCGUCACAACAUCCUCAGCAAAUAACAACUCCAAUCUUCUGGCAGCCACUGAUGCUAUGGGCUCGUCAGAGAAUAAUUUAACAGUUUACUUCUAA
Scaptodrosophila lebanonensis is the source of this 2313-nucleotide messenger RNA. RefSeq names its product protocadherin Fat 1 (gene Cad96Cb). The transcript has 6 exons. NCBI's taxonomy places the organism in Eukaryota, Metazoa, Arthropoda, Insecta, Diptera, Drosophilidae. Gene Ontology annotation, cellular component: plasma membrane. Gene Ontology annotation, molecular function: calcium ion binding. The coding region runs from base 1 to 2313 and encodes 770 amino acids. The record is from RefSeq and is a predicted model, not a curated record. Gene Ontology annotation, biological process: homophilic cell-cell adhesion.